Messenger RNA from Chrysochloris asiatica (Cape golden mole), 537 nucleotides. It is a transcript of the gene NPM3, whose product is annotated as nucleophosmin/nucleoplasmin 3. The record is from RefSeq and is a predicted model, not a curated record. Gene Ontology annotation, cellular component: nucleolus; cytoplasm; nucleoplasm. Lineage: Eukaryota; Metazoa; Chordata; Mammalia; Afrosoricida; Chrysochloridae. Bases 1 to 537 code for a protein of 178 amino acids. The transcript has 5 exons. Gene Ontology annotation, biological process: chromatin remodeling. Gene Ontology annotation, molecular function: histone binding; chromatin binding; RNA binding.
AUGGCCGCCGGCACAGCAGCCGCCUUAGCAUUCCUGAGCCGGGAGAGCAGAUCCCGGAUGAGGGGUAUCGGGGCUCUGCGCGUUCCGGCCCCAGUCACUAUGGACAGUUUUUUCUUCGGUUGUGAACUCUCCGGUGGCACUCGCUCUUUCACCUUCAAGGUAGAGGAAGAGGAUGAUGCUGAGCACGUGCUGGCCUUGACCAUGCUUUGCCUCACCGAGGGGGCCAAGGAUGAGUGCAAUGUUAUAGAAGUCGUGGCGCGGAAUCACGACCAUCAGGAGAUUGCAGUCCCCGUGGCCAACCUAAGGUUGUCCUGCCAACCCAUGCUCAGCUUAGAUGACUUCCAACUUCAACCACCUGUAACCUUCCGCCUGAGGUCAGGCUCUGGCCCGGUGCGAAUCACUGGGCGGCACCAGAUUGUUACUAUAAGCAAUGACAUUUCGGAAGAAGAGGAGGAGAGUGAGGAAGAGGACAGUGAGGAGGAGGAAGCAGAGUUGUGUCCUGUCCUGCCUGCCAAGAAGCAGAGGGGCAGACCCUAG